Messenger RNA from Sardina pilchardus (European sardine), 4277 nucleotides. It is a transcript of the gene snx25, whose product is annotated as sorting nexin 25. The coding region runs from base 780 to 3683 and encodes 967 amino acids. Gene Ontology annotation, molecular function: phosphatidylinositol binding. Lineage: Eukaryota; Metazoa; Chordata; Actinopteri; Clupeiformes; Clupeidae. The transcript has 19 exons. The record is from RefSeq and is a predicted model, not a curated record. Gene Ontology annotation, cellular component: endosome.
GGAGGACCAGUGAGCUGCAUGGCUAAAGACUUAAGGAUUGAUAGGGCAGAAAUUGUUUGAACUGACAUGUAACGCUACACAAAUGGAUAUAGCAGUCGCAGUGGAUGUCGGAAAACGGCAAUUUGUUUAGAUAUGGUUUACUUUGUUUAUGUUUUACCCGUGGCGGUCCGAAACUUAAACCAUGACAUAUUGAAGAAGGAUAGCCGUAGCUAGCUAACGAGCUAGCUCUGUAAAUAGGACCUUAUUUUUUUUAAUUAGCAACCAAACGGGCUAACGUUUUUGCCUUGCUCUAACGACCCUUUCCUUGUUUUUGCAGUUAUCUUAAUUUGUAUUUAAAUAAUUGUUUUGAAUGUAAUACUUAAAAACGCUAAUGUGGCUUUCUAAUUAGGCACCGGUAGAAUUACCUUGCAAACUUAUCCUGGUAACACUCACUGAUAUACUGCUAGCAUGUAUUAUGGCUAACGUUACGAUAAGGUUAUACGACAGCUUCAGUUAGUGUUGACACUAUGGUGUCACUUAACUAGUGCAUGGACAAACACCUUUGCCUAUGUGAACGUUACCGUUACUUGUGAGGCGUGGUACGUAUAGCGACAUUAAUGUGAGCGUAAACUGAAUAGCAUGCAGUGUGCGUCUGAUACUUUUUCGGGAUCCCAUUCCAUGCCCGGAAGAAUGGCUUUCUUGUUGAUAAGGCUACAUGGUGAUGCAUGAAAGGUGGACAUAUUCCAGAGGCAUAAAGCCUGUCCUCUUUGCGCCUUUGAGGACAUGUCAUUUUCAGCAGCAUGCAGCAUCAUCUUGAUGGCAGGAGCAGCAAUAGUGCCGAUGCCCCGAUGCCGAGCGGCGCCUCUGCCUAUUCCUCUUUCCGAUUUUUGCCAGCUGUCGCCUUCGGAAUCGCAGCAGCCGUCCUCUUUCAGUUUGGAUAUGGGGGAAUCAGCGUUACGUCCUUCUUUCUGAAGCUGUUUAUUUAUGUGUCCUUCGCGUUGCUCUGUUUUCUUUUGGGAAGCAUCGCCCUGCUUGUGAAGAAGAGCCCUCCCAAAAUCACCAAUUUUGACACCUCAAAGAGGCAAUCCUCUUACCUGUCGGAUUUCUUCAACAAAUUAAUGGCACGAUUCUCUGUGCCUAUACUGGACUCUGCACAAACCAGGAGAGUGGUGGUGUCACACAAUGUGGAUAAGGCCCUCAAAGAAGUGUUCGACUACAGCUACAGGGACUACAUCCUGUCCUGGUAUGUGCCUCUCAGCCGGGACGAGGGACAGCUGUACCAGAUGCUGUCGGAGGACUUCUGGGAGAUGACCAAGCAGCUCCGCUCCCGCCUGACUGACGUGGACAUGGUCAACCUGGUCUGCAAUGACAUUGUCAAGGCCCUGCAUGCCCACUUCUGCGACCUCAAAGCAGCCAACACCAGACAGGAGGAGCUGGCGCGCGCGUUCCGUCUGCACCCGUGCCUGCGCGGGCCCGAGGAGGAGCAGCGUUUCCUGCGCUGCUGUGCCCGCCUGCUGCUGCUGUGUCUGCUGCCCACCCGCGACGCCCGCUCCCACAGUCUCCGCGCCGUGCUCGUCGAGAUCGUCGCCAACAAAGUGCUGAAGCCGAUGGUGGAGCUGCUGAGCGACCCGGACUACAUCAACCGCAUGCUGCUGGCCCAGCUGGAGCACCGCGAGCAGGUCAACGAGCACCACAAGAAGGCCUACACCUACGCGCCCUCCUACGAGGAGUUCAUCAAGCUCAUCAGCACCAGCUCCGACAUUGACUUCCUCAAACAGCUCAGGUACCAGAUUGUUGUGGAGAUCAUCCAAGCGACGACGCUCAGUAGCAUUCCACAGCUGAAGAAACAGAAAGACAGCAAAGGGAAGGAGACGGCGGCCAUGAAGGCGGACCUGCUCCGCGCGCGCAACAUGAAGCGCUACAUCAACCAGCUGACGGUGGCCAAGAAGCAGUGCGAGAAGCGCAUCCGGCUGCUGGGGGGGCCCAACUACGAGCAGCAGGAGGACGGCGCCGGCGACGAGGCCGACGGCCCGCAGAGCCAGAGGAUCCUUCAGUUUGAAGAGAUCAUGUCCAACAGCACAUUCCGAGAGCACUUCAGAGUCUACAUGGAGCGCGUGGACAAGAGGGCCCUCAUCAGUUUCUGGGAACUUGUGGAGACACUGAAGACUGCAAAUAAGAAUGAGGUGGCCCAGCUGGUGGGGGAGAUCUACCAGAACUUCUUUGUGGAGAGCCGCGAGAUCCCCGUGGAGAAGGCCCUGCUCAAGGAGAUCCAGCAGACGACCGUGGGCAACAAGGGCACCGACGUGUUCCACAAGAUCCAGGCGGACGUGUACGAGACCAUGAAGGAGCGCUACUACCCCUCCUUCCUGGUCAGCGACCUCUACGAGCGGCUGAUCCGCCGCGAGGAGCAGCGCAGCAUCUCCCAGUCCAGCAGCGAGGACAAGGACGAGAGCAGCCAGACCAUGGAGGGCGCGGAGGAGGGUCUGGACGAGGGCAGCAAGGGCAUCAACGAGCAGGCCAGCUACGCCGCCAACAAGCUCCGGCAGCUCUACGACAAGCUGGAGUACAAGCGCCAGGCCCUCGGCUCCAUCCAGAAUGCACCAAAGCCAGACAAGAAGAUUGUGUUGAAGCUGAAGGACGAGAUCGGAGCCAUGGAGAAGGAGCACAGCGACCUGCAGCUGCACAUCUCACGCACAGACCUGUGGUGUGAGAACCUGGGCACGUGGAGGGCUGUCAUCAGCGCUGCUGAGGCGUGCGAGGAGAACGGAGAGCAGGUGCCGAUCUACUCGGUGGCCGUCAGCCUGCCGGAGGGCGACGACACCAAGAGCAGCCGCUGGACCGUCACCAGGAGGCUCCCGGAAUUCCAGGCCCUCCACAGGAAGCUCACCGAGUGUUUCCCCUCUUUGAAGAAGGUCCAGCUGCCAUCGCUGAGUAAACUGCCAUUCAAAUCCAUCGACCAAAAAUUCCUUGAGAAAUCCAAAAACCAGCUCAACGCCUUCUUACAGAAAAUGCUGAUGGACGAGCGCAUGUGCCAGAGCGAGGCGCUCUACGCCUUCCUCAGCCCCUCCCCCGAGCACCUCAAGGUCAUGGACAUCCAGAAGAAGUCCUCCUUCUCACUGGCCUCCUUCCUGGAGAGGCUGCCUGGGGACUUCUUCUCCCAUCAGGAGGAGGAGGCGGAGGACGACAGUGACCUCUCGGACUACGGCGACGAGGCCGACGGGAAGAAGGAUGCCCUCGCCGAGCCGUGCUUUAUGCUCAUCGGAGAGAUCUUCGAACUCAGGGGCAUGUUCAAAUGGGUACGGAAGACACUAAUUGCACUAGUUCAAGUCACAUUUGGACGGACCAUCAACAAGCAGAUCAGAGACACGGUGAACUGGAUCUUCAGUGAGCAGAUGCUUGUUUACUACAUCAACAUUUUCCGGGACGCCUUCUGGCCCAACGGGAAGCUGGCGCCCCGCGCCGAGGCUCGCUCCGACUCGGAACGCCGCGAGACCAAGGAGAGGGCCCAGCAGAAGCUGCUGGAUAAUAUCCCAGAUGCACUACAGAAUCUUGUGGGACAGCAGAACGCCAGAUACGGCAUCAUCAAAAUCUUCAAUGCACUUCAGGAAACCAGUGCCAACAAACAUCUUCUCUAUAUCCUCCUUGAGAUGCUUCUCAAAGAACUCUGUCCUGAACUAAACGGGGAAAAGGACCACGUCCAGUAAACCAUCACAAACACAAAUACAGAAGCUCACACGAUGAAGACACACACACACACACACACACACACACACACACACACACACACACACACACACAUACACACACUCACACCCAGGUUGACCUUCAGUUCUCUGUCUGUGACUGGAGGACUGCUUUUAGUUCUUGUUCUUUCUCUUUCUCUCUGUCUGGUCCGUUGACCAAUUAGUGCUCAUUUAGUGGGCUCUGUUUAUUUCUUCACUUCAGAUCUCUCGUUUAGUUCUGCUGGGGAUGGACAGGUCUGACUCUGCUUGUCUGUUUGUGUAUGGAGAUUUUGUUUUCUAAAAAACCAAGGGGAAGGUCUUAUGACAUGUGAAUAGCUGUGAAUUGAGUGUUGUGUCGGUAAACACAAAUAAAUACAUAAAAACACAACAGUAACCAUGGACCUCAUACAAACCCCUACCUACAGUACAGUACAGUCAUUCGGAAGGCUUUUUAUCGUGCAAUAUGUCAUGUCAAGUUAUUAUUGUGACCAUUUUAUUUGUGAUAUUAUUAUGAUAGAUUUUUAUUUUUACCAAAACUAGUUUAGAGCAUUUGUAAGCAAUAAAAUGCGAAACUUA